GGAAUUUCCUUAGUAGCUUACGUUAUAGAAGUGUCCACGGAAGUGGAUAAACUUAUUGAAAUAUUUUGCAGGAUCGCAGAAUUUCUUGGAAACUUUCACAGUAGAAUAGCAAUAAUUGCUGCUUAUGGAUAUUUCUUCUUCACUGGUGUAUCGGUAUUUGUGUACAUUUUUGAAAUGGUCGAUGUUUGUCAAACACUGAAAUAUGAGGAAGAAAACGUGUUCUAUGCACGACUAGCCAAGAGUCUCGUGUUGGCUUUGGAAGAGGUGCCUUUGCCGGCACUUCUCAAUGUGCUGUUCACGAAUGAGCCGCGACUGUCAUUAGCAGGACCAGUCUUCUUCGGCUCAUGUAUCAAGCUGGUCGCCCUUUCUUGGGGACUGGUGAAAUUCACAAAACUUCGAUUCUUCUGGCCAUGCCUUCCACUGAAUCCGAAGCAUGACUACAGAGAGAAUGUUCGGCGAUGCUUCACUCUGAACCUGUACCGAUGCACGAUGAUCUUCGUGAAUAUCUGUCAUCUUCUGGCAAUUUUUAUCGUCACUCGAAAUAUCAUCGCCAGUAGAAACGGUGGACGCCCGAUUGUUGUCAAGGAUGAAACUGCCUGA
Molecule: messenger RNA, 600 nt
Organism: Haemonchus placei
Lineage: Eukaryota; Metazoa; Nematoda; Chromadorea; Rhabditida; Trichostrongylidae
Source: the annotation of a GenBank genome assembly